AGGCCGGGCCCGCCGCCUUCUGCCCGCCCCUCGCGCCGCCCCCGAGCCGAGUAGGUCGCGUUCCUUUUGGAACGCUCGCUGCGCUGGUGUCAGUGACGACUGCCUUGUUCGUCCGCAGUCAGCCCGCCGCCGUCCGCCGCCGCGCCACGCCACCCGCCCCCUGGUGCGACAGGACCUCACUGCCACCAGCACCAUGCCCUACCCAUAUCCAGCGCUGACUCCGGAGCAGAAGAAGGAGCUCUCUGACAUUGCCCAUCGCAUUGUGGCUCCGGGCAAGGGCAUUCUGGCUGCAGAUGAGUCCACUGGAAGCAUUGCCAAGCGGCUGCAGUCCAUUGGCACCGAGAACACCGAAGAGAACCGGCGCUUCUACCGCCAGCUCCUGUUGACUGCUGAUGACCGCGUGAAUCCCUGCAUCGGGGGUGUCAUCCUCUUCCAUGAGACGCUUUACCAGAAGGCGGAUGAUGGGCGUCCCUUCCCCCAAGUCAUCAAGUCCAAGGGUGGUGUUGUGGGCAUCAAGGUAGACAAGGGCGUGGUGCCUCUGGCGGGAACAAAUGGCGAGACCACCACCCAAGGACUGGAUGGGCUGUCUGAGCGCUGUGCCCAGUACAAGAAGGAUGGAGCUGACUUUGCCAAGUGGGUGCUUGCUGCCGUCUACAAGGCUCUGAGUGACCACCACAUCUAUCUGGAAGGCACCUUGCUGAAGCCCAACAUGGUCACCCCAGGCCAUGCCUGCACCCAGAAGUAUUCCCAUGAGGAGAUUGCCAUGGCAACUGUCACAGCCCUGCGCCGCACAGUGCCCCCCGCUGUCACUGGGAUUACUUUCCUGUCUGGAGGACAGAGUGAGGAGGAGGCAUCCAUCAAUCUCAAUGCCAUCAACAAGUGUCCCCUCCUGAAGCCAUGGGCCCUGACCUUCUCUUAUGGUCGAGCCCUGCAGGCUUCUGCACUGAAGGCCUGGGGCGGGAAGAAGGAGAACCUGAAGGCCGCCCAGGAGGAAUAUAUCAAGCGAGCCCUGGCCAACAGCCUCGCCUGUCAAGGAAAGUACACUCCAAGUGGCCAGGCUGGGGCUGCAGCCAGCGAGUCCCUCUUCGUCUCUAACCAUGCUUACUAAGCUGAGGCAUUCUGAGGCGGCCCCCCAAAACUCCAGGCCCCUGCACCACCAACACUCUUGAAAAGGGAGCCUUACCCGGGGCUCCAAGCUUUCUCAUCACUCUUGCCUCCCUCGUGACUUUGGUGUGUGGUGUUGUCUGUGUACGCUAACUCCAGCACUCCUUCCAGCCCACUGCCAAUAAACAACUAUUUAAGGGGG
Octodon degus (degu) is the source of this 1306-nucleotide messenger RNA. RefSeq names its product aldolase, fructose-bisphosphate A (gene Aldoa). Gene Ontology annotation, biological process: glycolytic process; fructose 1,6-bisphosphate metabolic process. Gene Ontology annotation, molecular function: fructose-bisphosphate aldolase activity. Gene Ontology annotation, cellular component: cytosol. The coding region runs from base 194 to 1108 and encodes 304 amino acids. The transcript is spliced from 8 exons. Lineage: Eukaryota; Metazoa; Chordata; Mammalia; Rodentia; Octodontidae. The record is from RefSeq and is a predicted model, not a curated record.